AUGGCCGAAAUUCGCCGCAAGCUGGUCAUCGUCGGUGACGGUGCCUGCGGUAAGACAUGUUUGUUGAUCGUGUUCUCCAAGGGCACCUUCCCCGAGGUCUACGUCCCUACCGUCUUCGAGAACUACGUCGCUGAUGUGGAGGUCGAUGGCAAGCACGUGGAGCUGGCACUAUGGGAUACUGCUGGCCAAGAGGAUUACGAUCGUCUGCGCCCCCUGUCCUAUCCCGACUCUCACGUUAUCUUGAUUUGCUUUGCCAUCGAUUCUCCCGAUUCCCUUGACAACGUCCAAGAGAAGUGGAUCUCUGAGGUCCUUCAUUUCUGCUCGGGCCUGCCCAUUAUCCUGGUCGGUUGCAAGAAGGAUCUUCGGUAUGACCAGAAGACCAUUGAGGAGCUUCGCAAGACCAGCCAGAAGCCCGUUUCACCCGAGGAUGUA
Messenger RNA from Pyricularia pennisetigena, 432 nucleotides. RefSeq lists its product as uncharacterized. The transcript has 4 exons. NCBI's taxonomy places the organism in Eukaryota, Fungi, Ascomycota, Sordariomycetes, Magnaporthales, Pyriculariaceae. Gene Ontology annotation, molecular function: GTP binding; GTPase activity. Gene Ontology annotation, biological process: small GTPase-mediated signal transduction. The record is from RefSeq and is a predicted model, not a curated record. The annotation marks the transcript as partial.